AUGAUUCUUGCUGAAGGUCGAAAAUCUUUGAGUAAAAGUCGAAAUGUUCAAUUGCCAAUAACUGAUAUUUCGGUGAGUCUUCUUUCAAAAUGUUUGAUAAUGCGUAUAUUUUAUCAUGACUGAUAGAAUUAUCGAUUUCCUUCGUUUUAUCAUUUUUACAUUUCAUUGAAUGUUGUAAGAAUGAUUAUGUUUCAGCAAAAUGAAAAUAAUAACUCAUCGAAUAACUAUAUCAGUAAUACUCCUAUCAGUCAAGAUAUUCGAAAUCGAAAACAUGUUUCAACUAGUCAAGAUACUAUAAAUGGAAUUAAAACAAUUCGAAUCUAUACAUCUAUGUUCUCUGAAUUCGACACAUUCAAAGAAGUUGAAAUAUUUGGAAAUCAAACAAAUUCCGAAUGUUUGAAAGAUAAAUUGAGUGCUCUUUUUGGAAUUGAUCCUUUUGUUUUCAAAGAAGUUUUCUCAAUUUGGGUCGUUUCGGAACUUUUUGGUGAGUCAUAUUUUCUAUUCAAAUAAAGAAUAAGUUUAUUUUCAAUUCAUUUUUUUGCAGAAGUUCAAAUAAAACCACAUCAUAGUCCUUAUGAACUUCUUGCUUCUUGGCCAGCACUUCUUGCAAAAUAUGUUGAUAAAUAUGAUCCAAAUCGAAAUGAUGAACCAAUUAUAAUGUUACGAAGAAAUGUUCAUUUAUCAGCGGAAAGAGAGCUCGAAAUUAUAUCAAAAAAUGAUAUUUGUGCGAAACUUCUUUUAACUUAUGCAAAAGAAUCACUUCUUUUGGGUAGAAUUCAAUUUGCGGAAUUUGAUGAUUUAUUACGAAUAACUGCUAAACUUAUUGCUAUCAAUAUUGAUUAUGAUGAAUUAGAAGCUGAAAAUUGGGUUCGAGAAAACUUGGCAAAUUAUUUACCAGAAAAAUAUUGUGAAUUAAUAACUGGAAAAACAAUAUUCGGAAAAACAAUAAGAAGAUCAGAUAAAUUCGAUAAACUUUUAUCAAUUUGGAAAAAGGAAUCAAAAAAUACAAAUAAUAUCGAUAUUUUGAGAGAUCUUUCGGAAUGUUCAUCUUCUUACGGCGCUUGUUGGUUUGAUGCUUUUGUUGAAAAAAAGACAUCACGUGUUAGUGUCAAAAGUUUAGGACAAAGUUAUAAAAAUGUGAAAGCAAAAGUUGCUAUUAAUCAAGAUUGGAUAACUAUAAUUGAACAUGGAACAGAUGAAUUAUUAUUGUUGCAAAAUAUUUCGGAAAUGACGUGGCAAUUGAAUUCCGAAAACAAUGAAAAAGUUAUUGUUUUUAAUUUUAAUGAAGAACCGAGUGGAAGUGGAGAUGAAAAACAAACUGUUAUUCCAAUUGAAGAUAAUAAUGAUAAUGAAAUCACUUAUUUUUUGAUGGUUAGUUUAUUUUCUUGAGUCACCUUAAUUCCAAAUAACUUUAUUUUUUCAGAUUUUUGGUCAUCAAACAGUUCUUAUCGAUGUUCUUCUCCAAUCAUUGCUAAAACAGAAAGAACGUUCACCUUCUGUUAGUAAAAAAGAUCUUUAUUACAAAAUUCAAAAAAUCCUGAUUCCCGAAAUUUCAGACAUCAUCUUCAUCAUCCGAUUCUACAACUUCUUCUGAAAGACAUUCAAUAAUAGUUCGAAAAUUGAAUUGUGAUCGUCUUUGUCUGGCGAAAUUCGAAAAUGGAACAUGUAAAAAUGUAAAUGGUAGUUUGAAAAGCCUGUAUAAACCAGGAACAUGUAUAUAUUGA
Caenorhabditis angaria is the source of this 1724-nucleotide messenger RNA. The record is from the annotation of a GenBank genome assembly. Lineage: Eukaryota; Metazoa; Nematoda; Chromadorea; Rhabditida; Rhabditidae.